Messenger RNA from Pipistrellus nathusii (Nathusius's pipistrelle), 465 nucleotides. NCBI's taxonomy places the organism in Eukaryota, Metazoa, Chordata, Mammalia, Chiroptera, Vespertilionidae. The record is from the annotation of a GenBank genome assembly.
AUGCUCAAAAGUUCAGAAGUUUUCCAAUGCUUCCUUAAGCGGCCCGCGCGCAAGAGACUGAAAAAAAAAAAAAGAAAAAAAAAAGGUGACGCGGGGCCCGGGAAGGCGGCCGGCGCGGCCCCCCGCCCUGGUGAUCUGGCCGCCUUCGCUGGCGGCCGGGCAGUCUCCGGGAAGGAGCCAGCGGUGUGGCGAGAAGGGCGCCUUCUUGUUUUUUCUUCAGUUCGGGCUCUUUUUUCCGUUCUCGCCUGGAAGUGGCUCCGCGAGUUCCUUCAGGGCCGUUUGCCGCGCCCCGUUCCGGCCCGCUCCCCUAGCGCCGGCCCCGAAGUGGCCGGAGGCGCCCCGGGAGCCGGGGCGAGCGCAGGGAGAGGCCGCGCGCAGCUGGCGGCCCCGGGCGGCGGCGGCCCGGCACCCGCUCCGCGAGGCCCGGACUCGGACUGCGCGGCCGGCGCGGCGCGGCCGACCUGA